This is a messenger RNA of Ictalurus punctatus (channel catfish), 3271 nucleotides long. RefSeq names its product protein c-Fos. Gene Ontology annotation, cellular component: nucleus. The transcript is spliced from 5 exons. Gene Ontology annotation, molecular function: DNA-binding transcription factor activity, RNA polymerase II-specific; RNA polymerase II cis-regulatory region sequence-specific DNA binding. Gene Ontology annotation, biological process: regulation of transcription by RNA polymerase II. Bases 390 to 1397 code for a protein of 335 amino acids. The record is from RefSeq and is a predicted model, not a curated record. Lineage: Eukaryota; Metazoa; Chordata; Actinopteri; Siluriformes; Ictaluridae.
UGUGCAUCACAUGCACAGCAUGCAAGUGCAAAAAAAAAAAAGAAAGAAAAAAAAAGAAAGAAAGAAAGAAGGGAAAGCGCUAUGAUAUUUCCACACCUCGACCCCCUGCUCCCCCAUGAGCGCAGGGUGGUACAGUCCGGUCUCACAGAUUUCAUUCAUAAAAUUGUCGCUUCACUACAGAAGCGCAGGAGCGCCGGAGCUGUGCGGAUUAGUGCACUGGUGAAUUACAGCAAAAACCUUUUUAGAACAUAAAAAAAACAAACAAACCAUAUAUAUAGAUAUAUAACCACGACAUCUAUUAUCAGCACACGUGGUGCAGUUGAUAGUGUAGAAUCAGUGUUGCAGGAUUUUACUGAUUUGAUUGCAUUUGUUGUUAUUAUAAUAAGAAGAUGCCUAAAACCGGGUCCUCGUCUCGCGGCCAGCUGUCUGCCAAGGAGGCGCACGCGCAGAGCUCUGACGACGGUCCCUUCGUCCCCACGGUCACUGCCAUCGCCACGGCGCCUGAUCUGAAGUGGAUGGUCUUGUCCACUGACAUUUCAUCAGUCGGUCCCUGCAGCGGAGACAAGCAGAAGAAGACACACACACCUCAGAAGAAAGCACAUACACCUCAGAAGAAGACACACACCCAUCAGCUGAAGCGAGAACCCGAGACGGGUCACGGGUUCUCGGUGGGCCGGAGGAAAGCACAGAAAGAGCAGCUGUCUCCAGAGGAGGAGGAGAGGAGGAGACUCCGGAGAGAGAGAAACAAACUCGCAGCCGCAAAGUGCAGAAACCGCCGACGCCAACUGACCGACAGUCUGCAGGCCGAGACAGACAGUCUGGAGGAGGAGAAAGCUGCUCUGGAGGCUGAGAUCAGCGGUCUGAUGAAGGAGAAAGAGCAGCUGGAGCUUCUGCUUGUGUCCCACAAACCACACUGCAAAAUCCCCACUGAGAUGGAGGGAGAGGAGAAAAAGGAAGAAGAGAAAGAGGAAAAAGAGGUUUCUGACGAAAUAACUCAGAAAAAGUCUCCAGUUCUCCACGUCACAUCAACCUUGACCUCUUCUGUGACUCUAGAGAAGAUGGCUGCCUCUCCUGUUCCUGUCCACCAGGAGCCCGUGAUCUCAGGAGAUUCGGACGUGCUGCUGUGCUCCAGCGCCGAGUUGGAGCCCUACAUCGACAUCAAGGAUGUGGCCAUGGAGGAGCUUGGAUCCAAAAUAGAGUAUGAUGACGAUGACAUGGACCUGCUGGUGCCCGACAUCGACCUGAGCGCCUCGCUGGGCCUGAGCGAGUGGGAGACGCUCUACAUGAGCAUGGGAGGAAGUCUGGAACCACUGACAUUCGAUUUCAAUCAGGCCGAGGAGUGCGAGGGAGGGAAAAUGAAACCUGCAGCUGAAAACUCCACCCUGCUGACUUUAUGAAGAUCUGAGCUGAAGAAGAGACGAAAUUUAUAUACAGCAUUACAGAAGAUUCAUUUAUUUCUCUAAUCUCCAAUCUUAUUCAACCCACUCUCCAGCCAAACAUACUAACUCCAUCUGAAAUACCCUAAUCUCCGCCCAAAACAUCCUAAUCUCGACAAAAAUACCACAGAUCCCACCCAAAAUACCUUCAUCUCCACCCAAAAUAUCCUAAUCUUAACAAAAAUACCACAGAUCUCACCCAAAAUACUCUCAUUUACAAUGUAAAUGUAAAAUCUAAUUUCCUCCCAAAAUAAUCACGCAACUACUCUAAGCUCCACCUAAAUAUCAUAAUCUCUACCAAAAUUACCCUAAUAUCAGCUAAAAUGCCCUAAUCUAUACUCAAAUACCACAGGGUCCUCCCAAAAUACCAUGUUUACCAGCCCAAAUACUUGUUAUCAUGACCAAGUCCACCAAACCUACCCUAACCUCCACCUAAUUUGUAAUCUCUGUAAUCUAUACUAAUAUGGCCUAAUCUCCACCUAAUUUACUGUAAAAUCCACAAAAGUGGCCUACAAGCUAACCAAAAUGUGCUAAUAAAUUGCCAAACUACCCUAAUCUCUACCCAUGUACUAUAAUCUGCAAAAAAAAUACUUUGAAAUCCACCCAAAAUUACUGCAAUUUACAAACAAAAAAUCCUUAUCUGCACCCAAAAUACCUCAAUCUCCAACAACAAAACCACCCAAAUGUGGUUAAACCAAAAUGCCAUACUUUCCACCAUUUUAGCAUAAUGUACACUUAAAAUCCAAUCUAAUAACAUUAACUACACUAAUCUACAACCUGAAGUACCGUAUUUCCACCUUAAAUAGUCUUAAUCAUCCCACAUUCACUUAUACCUCAUGCAAAUGCCCUAAUCCCCACCCAUAGGAAACCAAAAUACCAACAUCUCCACUUCAAAUGACAUAAUUUACCGUAAUCACUAGUCCAUUGGUCUUACAGCCAAAAUGCCACACCGGUCCGGUUUUGAAUCUAAUCUCCACCUGAAUUCUCAGACCAAAUCGGAUUUUAGAGAAAGGUGGAGGCUCAGCACUUCUGGUGUCUGAAAUUGUGUCCUGGCGUCUUGCCUAUUUUGGGCCUCAGAGCUUUUAUCUAUUAUUAUUACAUGUCAUUAGCUGAACCUCUGACUCAGUUUUUUUUUUCUAAAAAAUAAAUAAUGAAUAAUAAACAGAAUUAACAUAAUUAUUAAUAGACAAACACAUGAACAGUGAUGUGUCGAUGCAUGGCUGUCUUGAUGUGAUGCACUUUUAGAAAUUUUACCGUGGAGGUCAUUGAACUCUAAAACACUGUUUUGUCUGUGUAAAGUGAAUAAUAUCAAAGAGCUAUUCAAUGUUUUUUUUUUUUUUUAUUUUAAGAUGAAAAAAAAAAACCUCAGAAAUGUUACUUCAGAGAAAGCAGUUUAUAUGUCGACGUUACUGAUGGUGUAGCAUUUGGUGAAGAAGGUUUUCAUGAGAUGUGUUUUGUAAGAGCAUUUCUUCCAGAUCGUGAUGUAUGAAAUUUAUCGUAAAUGAGGCUCGUUUAUGCACUUUUGUACUACGUCACUUUCCAUCCACGUUGGUGUUGAUCUCAUGCUUUAACAUACACCAGGGUUGAUGAUAUAACUGGUAUAACGAUACGUAUUGUUGUACGCGAUGUGAAAUUAGGUAUCGUCAGGAAAUUUUGAAUAUUGUGAUGUCAAAAAUAUCAUGUUCCUGGCCUUCGAAGAUGCAUUGCAUGAUAAUGACCCAAUAAUCCAUUAGUGUAUUGGAGGGAGAAAAAAAAGGAUUUAGUCUUAGUGGUCAUUCAUUGGGGAAUGAAAAGCACAAUAUCACAAAAUGUCAUAUUCUUGCUAAUCCAUGUGU